This is a messenger RNA of Thamnophis elegans (Western terrestrial garter snake), 7044 nucleotides long. It is a transcript of the gene AKAP8L, whose product is annotated as A-kinase anchoring protein 8 like. NCBI's taxonomy places the organism in Eukaryota, Metazoa, Chordata, Lepidosauria, Squamata, Natricidae. The record is from RefSeq and is a predicted model, not a curated record. Gene Ontology annotation, cellular component: nucleus; nuclear matrix. Gene Ontology annotation, molecular function: DNA binding; protein kinase A regulatory subunit binding. The transcript has 13 exons. The coding region runs from base 91 to 1980 and encodes 629 amino acids.
GCGGGGUUAAGGCCAGCUACAGUUGCCGUCUGGCGCAGGAGGUAACGGGUGGGAAGGAGAGGCGUUGGGAAGCGAUCCGCCACCGCCAUCAUGAGCUAUUCAGGUUAUGGAAAUUGGAAUUCUGGAACAAAUAGAGGUUACGAAGAUUAUAAUUAUGGAUAUGGAUACGGUCAGGAUAACUCUGGCAAUUAUGGGUAUGGUAUGGGCACUUCAAACUCUUGGGAAAUGCCUAAUUCAAAUACAGACAUGAACUUUAACGCAUCCACUGGCACCAGCGCUGAUGAUGUAAUUUCAAAUUUUAACCAGCGCUUAGAUAUGGUAUCUCAUCUAGACACUGAAACGAUGCAAGGAGGACAUUAUGGCUCAGGUGGAGACAGGUAUGAUACAUAUGAACCCUAUGAUUCAAGGUCUGCAAUGAAUGACCGUGAUCCAUACAGAUCUGGCUAUGAUUACAGUGAGGCUAAACAUGAAACCGACAAUACCUAUGAAGGUCACUAUGACAGCUCCUAUGGCAACCGCAGGGACCAGUACCACAGUAGGGCACGUGACAACUUUGGCCACAGAGGUCAAAAUUGGGCCAGAGAUGGAAGAAAUAACAGAGGCAUGGCACCUUCAUAUGGGCGUAUGGGUGGACAAUGGAAUGACCCACCAGUACCAAUGGGAGGACGGGGUCAUGGCCCCAACAGACCACCAUCACUUUUUUCCCACAAACUAUUCCCUGAUUACAACAUGUUCCAGGGUAUGCGAGGUUACUCUGGCAAUAUGCGUUUUGGAGGAGGAAGCAUGAAACAACGAAUGAGGAGAAACUGGAAAAUGUGGGAUGCAGAUUUUAAAAAGAAAAGAAUAAAGAAUGAGACAACUGGUAAUAAACGUAAACAAGCUAACAGUUCUGAUGAACCUGAUAGCAAAGCAGCAAAAACAGAUAACUCAGAUAACUCAGACUCUGAUAAUGAAGAAGGGCCUGAAGGAGAAGCUGCUGAGAAGGGUUCUAAAAAUGAGGGAGAGGGGGAUGGUGCUGAAGAUGAAGAAAGAAAAGAAGAAUCGGAGAAAGGUGCUCUGACAAUUCAAGAAGAAAUCAGCCAAAUUAAGCGCAAAUUGCAAGCUGGGAAGAAAACUCAAGAGAGGCAAAAAAAACGUUACCGUGAUCGUAUGGUAGAAAGAAUUCAGUUUGUGUGUUCAUUGUGCAAGUAUCGCACUUUCUAUGAAGAUGAGAUGACCAAUCAUUUGGAAAGCAAAUUUCAUAAAGAGCAUUUUACAUUUGUUGGAACCAAGCUACCCAAGCAGACUGCUGACUUCCUGCAAGAAUAUGUAGCUAACAAAACAAAGAAGACAGAAGAACGUCGUAAAGCAAUUGAAGAUAUUAAUGCAGUUAUACAACAGAUUUACAAAGACCAAGAUCUUACACAAGAUAUAGGUAUGGAACAUUUUGUAAAAAAGGUGGAGGCUGCUCACUGUGUUGCCUGUGACCUUUUCAUCCCAAUGCAAUAUGGAAUCAUCCAGAAACAUCUGAAAUCUCUUGAUCAUAACCACAACCGUAGAGCUAUGAUGGAACAGUCCAAGAAAUCGUCAUUAGUAGUUGCAAGAAGUAUUCUUAACAAUAAACUUAUCAGUAAAAAAUUGGAGAGGUAUCUAAAGGGCGAGAAUCCCUUCACAGAUGAUCCUGAAGAGAAAGAGGAACAUGAAGAAAGUGAGGCAGGAACAAGUGGGAUCAUUGAGGAAACAGCAGCUGAAAGUGAAGGAAACCUAAAUGAAGAGCAAAGUAAAAGUGAUGAUAAUCCUGAGGAAAAUCCAGUGGCUGACAAAAGUGCAGAAAGCAAAGGUGAAGGAGAAGAACUACAAGGACAAAUGGAGGAAUGGAAUUUGACCACAUCUCAAGGUGUUGCUACCGAACAGAAUACAGAACCUGAAGAAGAAAAAGAAGAAACACAAGAGAAACAAGACAUUGUACCUUCAGAGAAGAUGGAACCACCUGAUGAGUGAACUUGCAAAGAAGGUUGAAUCAUUUUGAGACUCUGCAUUAAAUCUUCUAAAACCAUACCUGUAUUUGUGACACACCAUGGCACGUGGCUUUUGGUUUUCAUUGACCUCACUUUCACCUGGUUAACAGCCUUUAUUUGUAAGGUGUUUUUGAAAAUAGCUUUUUUUAACCAAAUUUUCAUUGUAUUAGCUAGAUUUUGUGCAGUACAAUUUUUAAGUGGCUUUGUACUAGGAAAUAUACUUUUUUUAGUAAAUAAUCAAAAUCAAAUUUUGUCAAUUGGCUUAUACCAUACUAAACCUUGGAAGGAUAAAUAACCUCUAAAUUUUCCUGUUUACUUUUGUAUAUAGUUGAAAAUGUUUUAGUUCCAUAGCUAGUCUUGUCUGAAAAUGUCAGUAGCAGAAUUCUGGGUUUUAAAUUCUGCAUGAUUGGAAUAUCUUCCAUGCAAGUGUAGCAUUCUUCUAUCUUUUUACUUUUAAUAUUCAAAAAAGACUUUGGUCAGCACAAUAAUUUUGCAGUGCUUUUAUUUAAGAGGGAACAUUGCAAUAGUUGAUUAUAAAACACUAUUAGGGUUAUAUGUGUUAAGUUUUUGACAGAAGCAGCAAGCUUGUUAUUGUGCAGAAAGCCUCAAGGAGAAAUAAAUGCAUUCUGGCACUUUCCAAAAAUGCAAUUUAUAUUAUUCUGUUUGAGAUCAGGAGGAUUUCUUAGUUUCUGCUUAUUUUAGAUGGAUGUUCUGAAAAUGAAGUCUGUAGCAGCCCAACAAAAAUCUACUGAUGAAAAGUGUUACAAAACAUUAAAUAUUCCCUUCAAAGCGGGUCUUCAAGUUGUUUCAUUUUAAAUCCUCCAAAUCAUCUCUACUGCAUUUGUCAAGAAUAUAGUAUUGCUUCAUUGUUCCUUUGUUUAUUAAGAAUUGCAGGCAUUAAUGCCAUAAGUUUAUUUCAACUCUUGCUGCUACCCCAAUUGCUUUCCAAGCAAUAGUGGUACAGAUACUGAUAUUCUUGUUCAUGCUCAAUUUAUUAUCCUCUCAUUUCUCUUUAUGUACAUGCCUUUUCCUGUAGUGGAGAUCAAGCAAUGGAACCUGAAAAUAUUCAAUGGACAUAUUUUCUUGGAAACCUGCUACAUUAGCAAAGACAAGGGUGAGUGAAGGAAUCAUUACACACUGGGUGGAGACCUUUCAGCCAUAUAAUACUUCUUCUUCCUUUAGACUCAAGCACCAAAUAACUGGUGGAGAAACAUGUAAAAAUAUGUUUGUGAGUAAAAAAUUUUUAGCAAAGUUUCAAUGUAUUGCUUAUUUUUAAUGUAUGAUGACUCAAGCGUUCAUAGUGGUAGCUUUGUCUUGUACUCAAUCAAGUUGUAGAUAAUAAUAAAUUUUAUGAAUGUUGGGAGUACUAAAAUUCCAGUAUAAACUUGUAUUUAUACAUAUGGGUUGGCAUCUUAAAAGGUAUUAGUGGGCUGAACAAAGAAUGAGAAGUUUACAAAUCAGCGUUGAGGUAUUAGCUUUCUGGAAAUAACUGACAGAGACAGAGAUUGCUAAUAUAGCACUUGAGUAAAAUAUUCCAUCUUCUUUCAACAUUUGGGUCCACAUACAUGCCAGUGGUAUGUUUUUGCAAAAUGGUAUUAGUUGCUAUGAGAAUUUUCUUUAAAUCAGAAAAAUGAAUGUUUAUCAAGCCACAUGUUAAUUCCAAAUGAAUAGUACUUACCAUUACCUUAGAAUAACUCAAAUUCAUUAUUUCUUGGACUAUUAGUCAAUUUGUAGGCAAAUUUACUCAUAGUCUGAGUACUUAUACUUGGGAUUCAGUCUUACUAUGUAUUGAGAUAAACAUAAAACAAAUCUAUAUUUUCAUAUAACUUUAAAACCAGGGGUGUUCUUUUUAUUAUUAUAUUUUUAUCCCGCCUUUUUAAUAUAUAACCCAAGGGGGAAAAUAAUUCUCCUGCCUCCUGUUUUUCUCACAACAACCACGCUGUGAGGUGGAUUGUUCUGAGAGAGUGAGUGAUUCACCCAGCCUCUUUUCAUGCCUAACAGGACUGGAACUCUAAGUCUUGGUUUUUCAUUCAGCACCUUCACUGCUGCACCAUACUGGCUUUCCAGUUUCUCUCUCUGGAUUGUGAUAUUUGUACAGGGCAGUUUGCACUGAUGAAGGAUGCUAACUUUUUCCCAGUAUCUGAUACGUUCUUCCUUUGACCCUGUUCUCUCCUUCUCCUCUCUCCCCCCUUCCAAUAUACUCCAGCUGGGACAUAAAUCUUGGAGAGGAAUCCCCUUCUGUUUGAAAUAAGGUACUACUGGAUGGGAAGCAGUCUUGAAUAGAAUUAAUGAGGUUGGGAAUUAACCAAUUAUUUUGUAGAGCCUCAUCUGCAAAUGAUGCUUUGAUACUCCAGGUACAUAAUAACAUAUGGUGAUAACUCAGUUUUUCUGCCUUUUGAAAAUUUGAAUCUGUAUACUUGAAAGAAAAUGCUACUGUAAUUAGUGGUUUUAUUUCAAAUUACAUAGGCAGAUGAUUGCAAUUGACUGAACUAUGUCUAUUCAAUUAAAUAGAUAUUUUCUAAAUAUAUAUGCAUCGGAUCUGGCCAUGGGUCAGGCCAUGGGUUUCCACAUUGCAUUUUGAGUUCAGCCUUUUUUCUUUCAUGUAGGGGUAGCUAUUUAAGCUAUCUAUAAUUGUUUUGUGGAACCAUUAUUAGAUUAAAACACUAUUUUCUAAAUUGCAAUCUGGAGAAUACAAAAGCACAUUUCAAAACCGUUGUACUCAAAGUUAAGAAAUUAUUGAGCUGUUAUAUGUAUGUAUUGUUGCAUACCUGGUAUUGUUGAUAGAAUCAAAGAAAUAGUCUGCCCUAUUCUAGCCUCUGGAGUUACAGUUUCCACAUUCCUGGAAUCUAAAGGAAACUUCCAUUUUUCCAGCAAAAUUUCUUCUGCUGGAGCACAUGGAACCUGCCCCCCUAAAAUCUCACUUCUUUACCUAAUUUGUCCAGAUAGUUAGAAAUAUUUCUUAACAAAAUUUGAGGGCAUAUGAAGUCUGAAAGGUGGAAGAAAACAAUCAAUAGCCCAACUUUAUAAAUUUAAUAUCUGAUUUUAUUUGUCCAUGGUUUUCUUAACUUCUAAGAAGAUAUUACAAUAACCAGUUUAUUUUGCUUGCUGACUAUAACUGAAAUGGUAGAAUAAUUUUCUUUUAUGCACUUUUCAUAUUCAUGUAAGAAUUUCAAUUCAUAUUGGUGUAAAGUGUUGAUGUUCUCCAACUAUUAGAUUCUGAAUGAAAAAAACUGUAAUAAAUAGAAAAAUAUUUGUAAUUCCCUUUUCCUAUGAAUUACAGAAUAUAUUGUAAUUAGCUGUCACUGAACAAAUAGCUCAAGUUUCAUACAUUUUUUGUAUCUCAGGAAGUGUUUUCCUAUGACUUAAGAGGCUUAGAAAAAGGCUUUAAAAUUUUAUAUUCCAAGAAAACUGGGAAAAAAUCAGUGAUUGACAUAAGCUUUGUGGAUUUAAUCAAAUAUAUGCUUUUCGUUAUUAAAAGGCAAGGCAAGUGAUUUUAAAAAUACCAUUCUGCUUGUGGAUAUUUCAUCCACAAACAGAAUGGUAUUUUCAAAAGAAUGGGUGCAUUCUUUUGCAAUAUUAUAAAGUUAAUGUUAAAAUUACUUUGCCUAUAUUGUUUUAAUUGAGUCUGACUGACAAUUGUAGGAAAGCACUUGAGAAAUUGAUGGAUUAAAUAUUUUGAGAAAAGAGGUUAAAAAGGUCGUAUCUCUGGAAUUGGUCCAAAAAAACUUAAAAAGGACAACAAAAUGUAUGGUAGAGCAGCAAGACAUAUUACAGAGUGAGGAGAAAGACUUGUUCUACUUUUGUAGGAAUAGAUUGAUAGGCAUAAGAAAGAGUUUAUAGUGGCAUAUCUGAUUGUUGGAGCAGCAAUUCUCCAGAAGCUCUGGUAUUCUCCUAGGCCAGAUAACCAAGAGACUGUUUUUGUCUCUAGUUCCGAUUGUUUAAAAAUUAUUAUAUAAACGUACUCUCUUUACUCCUACUUCCAUAUAACGCAUACUAUAAUUUUUAUCUCUGCAUAGGAGAAGAAUGCCAGGAUCAAUGCCUUUCUUUAUAAACAAUAUAAAUAUUCUUACAUUAUAAAGAGUUACAUAGCAGAAUAAUUUCAUCUCAUCUUCUGUCACUGCUGCAGCACAAGUUUCUCUUCUGCUUGAAUGUUAUUGACUGUGUUCCUAUAUGAAAUACUAAAUUUUCACAUCAAUUGUUUUUAAAAUUGUAUUUUUCAUGAACAACAAUAUUCUCUCUGUAUAGACAUUUUUAAAUCAACUCCUAGUGAUUGCAUUUCAGCAGUUUUCUUGGCAGCAUUAUGGAAGUGAUUUGAUACUACCACCUUCUAAGAUGUUUUUAUGCCUUCUCCGUCUAGUGAGCCCUAGAGUCAGACAUUCUUCCAUUCAAAUAUUAACCAGGGUUAAUCCUGCUUUGCUUUUCAAAUGGCAAAGAUUUAUAGAACCACCUGCUCAGAUUUCAUUAUUUAAAAAGAGUUCAUUCAGACAGCCAUGAAGUGUUUUCCUUCAGUCUAUUAGCAUUUGUAUUAUUAUUACAGGUUUUAGCUUUAAGAGUACAAGAAAUUCCUUUAUUGCUAACAAUUUGUCCUCCCCUUGUCAUCAAUUUCUGUUCUACUUCAAUAAUUAACUUGGCAAAUACUAUCCUUAUUGCCUUAAUGUAGGACAAGUUAAGAAAAAUAUUUGGUAGCUUCUUCUGGCUUUAUUUUCCCUCCCACUUAAUGUCAUCUUAGUGGGAAAAUAACCACCAAUUUGAGAUGUCCUUGGUGCUCUCUGACCUUGCUUGUUUCUUUGUAGAGGUUUCAUUAUCCAAAUUAGGUAACAUCAUCAGUGCUAGUAAGGAGUGCAGUUUGUUGUAACCUCCUUUUUUGGCUGGGUGAUAGUCUCUUUUGCAUAGUCUAUAGAUGUUAUAUGUGUCUAUUGGUGGUUGAUUUGUCAGAGUGCCGGGCUUCUAGAAAUCCCUUGGAAACAAUCAACCAGCCAAAAAGGGAACAAAAUUACCAAGCACCUCUCCACCAGCAAUCAGCAGCCAGAUCAGCAUACAUUAACUU